Molecule: messenger RNA, 7474 nt
Organism: Chinchilla lanigera (long-tailed chinchilla)
Lineage: Eukaryota; Metazoa; Chordata; Mammalia; Rodentia; Chinchillidae
Gene: Slc4a4
Product: solute carrier family 4 (sodium bicarbonate cotransporter), member 4
Exons: 25
Coding region: 68-3352 (1094 amino acids)
Biological process (GO): monoatomic anion transport; transmembrane transport; regulation of intracellular pH
Cellular component (GO): basolateral plasma membrane; plasma membrane
Molecular function (GO): monoatomic anion transmembrane transporter activity; sodium:bicarbonate symporter activity; solute:inorganic anion antiporter activity
Source: RefSeq, a predicted model, not a curated record
GCUCGUCCCCAGUGAGCGCUCUGAGAAUUACCCGGCUGAGACGUGUGACCUCUGCUAUGGAAAGAGGAUGGAGGAUGAAGCUGUCCUGGACAGAGGGGCUUCCUUCCUCAAGCACGUGUGUGAUGAAGAAGAAGUAGAAGGCCACCACACCAUCUACAUUGGAGUGCACGUGCCCAAGAGCUACCGGAGAAGGAGACGGCACAAGAGAAGGACAGGGCACAAGGAGAAGAAGGAGAAGGAGCGGAUCUCUGAGAACUACUCUGACAAGUCAGAUGUGGAAAAUGCGGAUGAAUCCAGCAGUAGCAUCCUAAAACCACUCAUCUCCCCUGCGGCAGAGCGCAUCCGCUUCAUCUUGGGAGAGGAGGAUGACAGCCCAGCACCGCCCCAGCUCUUCACCGAGCUGGAUGAGCUUCUGGCCGUGGAUGGGCAGGAGAUGGAGUGGAAGGAGACAGCAAGGUGGAUUAAGUUUGAAGAGAAAGUGGAACAAGGCGGGGAGAGAUGGAGCAAACCCCACGUGGCCACACUGUCCCUGCACAGCUUAUUUGAGCUGAGGACGUGCAUGGAGAAGGGAUCAAUCAUGCUCGACCGCGAGGCCUCCUCCCUCCCACAGUUAGUGGAAAUGAUUGUUGACCAUCAGAUCGAGACUGGCUUAUUAAAAGCUGACCUCAAGGACAAGGUGACCUACACUUUGCUCCGGAAGCACCGGCACCAGACCAAGAAGUCCAACCUCCGUUCCCUGGCUGACAUCGGAAAGACGGUCUCCAGUGCAAGUAGGAUGUUCACCAACCCCGACAAUGGUAGCCCAGCCAUGACCCAUAGGAACCUGACUUCCUCCAGUCUCAACGACAUUUCUGAUAAGCCAGAGAAGGACCAGUUGAAGAAUAAGUUCAUGAAAAAGCUACCACGUGACGCAGAAGCUUCUAACGUUCUCGUUGGGGAAGUCGACUUCCUGGAUGCCCCUUUCAUCGCCUUUGUUCGGCUGCAGCAGGCUGUCAUGCUGGGGGCCCUGACUGAGGUCCCUGUGCCGACCAGGUUUUUGUUCAUUCUCUUGGGUCCUAAGGGAAAAGCCAAGUCCUACCAUGAGAUUGGCAGAGCCAUCGCGACCUUGAUGUCUGACGAGGUUUUCCAUGACAUUGCUUAUAAAGCAAAAGACCGGCAUGACCUGAUUGCUGGGAUUGAUGAGUUCCUAGAUGAGGUCAUUGUCCUUCCACCAGGGGAAUGGGACCCAGCCAUCAGGAUAGAGCCUCCUAAGAGUCUUCCAUCGUCUGACAAGAGAAAGAACAUGUACUCAGGCGGGGACAGUGUUCAGAUGAAUGGGGACAUGCCCCACGACGGCGGCCACGGAGGAGGAGGCCACGGAGACUGUGAGGAGCUGCAGCGGACUGGACGGUUCUGUGGUGGAUUAAUUAAGGACAUAAAGAGGAAAGCACCGUUUUUUGCCAGUGAUUUUUAUGAUGCUUUAAAUAUUCAAGCUCUUUCAGCGAUUCUCUUCAUCUAUCUGGCAACUGUAACUAACGCCAUCACGUUUGGAGGGCUGCUCGGGGAUGCCACUGACAACAUGCAGGGCGUGUUGGAGAGCUUCCUGGGCACUGCUGUCUCUGGAGCUGUCUUUUGCCUUUUUGCUGGUCAACCACUCACUAUUUUGAGCAGCACAGGACCUGUCUUAGUUUUUGAGCGGCUUCUAUUUAAUUUCAGCAAGGACCAUAACUUUGACUACUUGGAGUUUCGCCUUUGGAUCGGCCUGUGGUCAGCCUUCCAGUGUCUCGUUUUGGUGGCCACGGAUGCCAGCUUCUUGGUUCAGUAUUUCACUCGUUUCACAGAAGAGGGCUUCUCUUCUCUGAUCAGUUUCAUCUUUAUUUAUGAUGCUUUCAAGAAGAUGAUCAAGCUAGCAGAUUACUAUCCCAUCAACUCCGACUUCAAGGUGGGCUACAACACCCGCUUCUCCUGUGCGUGUGUGCCGCCCGAGCCAGUUAAUAUCUCACUACUUAAUGAUGCCACACUGGCUCCAGAGGAUUUUCCAACUGUUUCUUCUACUGACCUGUACCAUAAUGCAACCUUUGACUGGGCAUACUUAUCAAAGAAGGAGUGUUUGAAAUAUGGAGGGAAGCUCGUGGGGAACAACUGUGAUUUCGUUCCUGACAUCACGCUUAUGUCUUGCAUCCUCUUCUUGGGCACCUACGCCUCCUCCAUGGCUCUGAAAAAAUUCAAAACUAGUCGUUACUUUCCAACCACAGCAAGAAAACUGAUCAGUGAUUUUGCCAUUAUCUUGUCCAUUCUCAUAUUUUGUGUAAUAGAUGCCUUGGUAGGUGUGGACACUCCAAAACUAAUCGUGCCAAGCGAGUUCAAGCCAACAAGUCCAAAUCGAGGCUGGUUUAUCCCCCCAUUUGGAGGAAACCCUUGGUGGGUGUACCUGGCUGCUGCUAUCCCUGCGUUGCUGGUCACCAUCCUGAUUUUCAUGGACCAGCAAAUCACUGCUGUAAUUGUAAACAGGAAAGAACAUAAGCUCAAGAAAGGAGCUGGAUAUCACCUGGACCUCUUUUGGGUAGCCAUCCUCAUGGUGGUGUGCUCCUUCAUGGGCCUUCCGUGGUACGUGGCCGCUACUGUCAUCUCCAUUGCCCACAUCGACAGUUUGAAGAUGGAGACAGAGACUUCUGCACCUGGAGAGCAGCCCAAGUUUCUAGGAGUGAGGGAACAAAGAGUUACUGGAACCCUUGUGUUUAUUCUGACUGGCCUGUCGGUCUUUAUGGCUCCCAUCUUGAAGUUUAUUCCUAUGCCUGUACUAUAUGGUGUGUUCCUGUACAUGGGGGUAGCUUCACUUAAUGGGGUACAGUUCAUGGAUCGUCUGAAGCUGCUUCUGAUGCCCCUGAAGCACCAGCCUGACUUCAUCUACCUGCGCCACGUACCCCUGCGCAGAGUCCACCUGUUCACUUUCCUGCAGGUGCUGUGUCUGGCCCUGCUCUGGAUCCUUAAGUCCACAGUGGCUGCUAUCAUCUUUCCAGUUAUGAUCUUAGCACUUGUAGCUGUCAGAAAAGGUAUGGAUUACCUCUUCUCCCAGCACGACCUCAGCUUCCUCGAUGAUGUCAUUCCAGAAAAGGACAAGAAGAAGAAGGAGGAUGAGAAGAAAAAGAAAAAGAAGAAGGGAAGUUUGGACAGCGACAAUGAUGAUGAGAAAGAUCAUCAACAUUCCUUGAACGCCACACAUCAUGCUGAUAAAACUCCUUUCCUUCAGUCGCUUGGCUUGCCAAGUCCUCCUAGAACUCCAGUAAAAGUUGUGCCUCAAAUUAGAAUAGAAGUUGAGCCUGAAGACAAUGAUGAUUUCUGGAGGAGCAAGGGAACAGAAACUACACUAUAACCUGUUUGUCUUUCUUACAAAUGACGGUUUUGUUGUUCAUGUUCUUGUUUUUUCUCUUUUUUGUCUGGCCAUUUAUUUUUUAAUUUUUGUUCUGUUUCAGUUUUUGAUCACUGGCUAAAUAACAUAGCGCUCUCUCUGUUUCUCUCUUGUAUAGGUAAAAUCAAGACAGUAGUGCACUGCUCCUUAGAAAAGCAUCCGCAGAAUCCCCCUUUGUUCUUGCGCUCUAAGAUGUGUCUUUUGACAACCCAGUUCCCCUGUCACUCAAGACACGCACAGAUCCUUGUCCUUUUAUUAAGCAGAGGUCAAAAGUAUUAAAGAUUUUAUAAAACUUUUUACUAAAAUUCUGAAGGAACUUAACACAUUAGCUUCAGAGCUGUGCUUGCUGGCUUGUUUUUGUCUGGUAGAACAAACGCUGACCUCCAGCCAGAGUCCCUUCUCCCCCUUAUAGAGCUGCCCAGGACUGGAAAAAGUGCUGCUAUUCUAACUUGCUCUUGCUUAUAAGCCCUAAUCAUAGAGUUAUCAAAAGAAAAAAAACUCAAGGUACUUUAUUCCCUGUAGACAAACCAUCGCCACCAUUGUAGCAAGUGCUGGAAUGUCCCUUUUUCCUAUGCAACUUUUUUUAACCCUUUAAUGAACUUAUCUGUUGAGUACAUUGAAAAAUAUUUUUCUUUCUAGAUUUUUGUUGUUUAAAUUAUGGGGCCUAACAUGCAACUUAUUUUUUGUCAAUUUUUAAAACUUUUUUUUAAUUACUGUAAAGAAAAUGAAUUUUUCCUGCAGCAGGAAACAUAGUUUUGAGUAGUUCUACCUCUUAUUUGUAGCUGCCAGGCUUUCUGUAAAAAUUGUAUUGUAUAUAAUGUGAUUUUUACACACACAUACACACACACACACACACACACACACACACAAAUACACAAUCUCUAGGGGAAGCCAGAAGGCUAGAACAGAUUUUAAAAAAACACUGUGUUUCUAAGCAUCCAUUUUAGCCCAUUCUUUAAAAGAAACUUAACUGUUCUAUGAAGGCACUUGAGAGAGAAGAGAGAAAUUCUUACAUAAGAGAGCAAGUGCUGUUCUGGUAAUGGCAGCAUCUGGAUGCAGAUGGUGAUUAUAUUACCCCAUCACUGCCCUAUGCAGUGUUGUUAGGCAUUUUCUAAUUUUGAAAUAUCUCUGUGUUUGUGUAUGCGCUCUGUGUGUGGCUGGUGCACAUAUGUGUAAAGUUGGAAAAAGAGAAACAGUAAGCAGGGUGAAGUUAUUAAGCCCUGUGUGUCAGUUUUCAUAAAAUCCAAACCACAUUUGAAAAUCGCAUGAGGGGUCCAAGAAACAUAUCACUAGGGAAAUGAAGGCAAAUAGGACUUAUUUCCUGGCUGGCAGUCACAAUCACUGAUACAGUAGCUCAUACUCACAAAAGAAAAUUCAUAGGAAUAUUGACAGCUCACUUACACAUCGAUACGGUGUUACAGGAGAACGGAGAAGUAGAAGUGGAUACGUUUUCAAAGACUUUCACACAAUUCUUUGUAAUUGGGACAUUUAAAAUAUAUAUGUGUACAUAUAUAUGUGUAUUUUUUUCAGAGUACCAUAUUGAAAAUUAGAUCUUAUUAACCAAAUUGUGCCUGAUAUUUAAAUAUAGUGUUCUUAAAGAGCUACAUUAUAUGUCGAAUAGGACAUUUGAAAUGUUGAACCAGAGUUUUGGAUUCAUGUAAACCACAACUGUGAUGUAUUCUCAGUGUAACAGAUUGUUGGAAGACUACUAGAAACAGGUGAAACCACUCAUUUUGGAGUACGUACUGACUCCACUCAUUCUUACAUUAAUUAAAUUGUAAUUUUACCCUCUUAAGUUAAUUAUAAAAAUUUUAUUGAGUUAACUAUUACUUUUGUAAUAUCGCAAAACUUUUAAUUUUAUUAAGAUUAGGCCAAAAUGACCUGAAUUUUUAAAUUAAAAUGAGAGUGGCAAACUACGCAUUCUAAAACCUCACUUGCCAAAUUUUGGCAUCAUGUUUGCAUAUAGAUCUAUCUUUAAAAUGAUCAUUCUAUAUGAUCUAGUUUUAUUUUACCCAAAAAAACCUAUAUGAGAAUGUGUACCCUUUCUCUUUACUGACUGAAGUGUCAACAGAAUGUUUAAUAAUCAUAAAUUUAGUCUAAUCAAGAUGUUGCUAAGUCAAAGGCACUUUUAUUUUUUAUAAAAGCUCUCUCUCUCUAUAUAUAUAUAUAUAUAUUUUUUUUUUUUUUUUUUCUAAUCACAAAUCAAGUAUUUGGCGAUUUAUACCCCUUUCCAUACCAGUCCAAGAACUGCUGAAGCAGCUUCAACCGUCAUUUCAGCCUUUGAGUAGAUAGGAAGCUAUCUGCAUUCCCACUGUGACCCAGGUCGUGUCACGCUGGGAUAAUGUCUGUAUCUGUGUUGUAAAGAAAAGAGUAUCUUAUGUUUGCUACAGCAAACACUUUCAACAUUGUGGAACCCAGGAAAUAAUUUUUUUUUUUAAAACAUUGUUACUUUUAGAGGAACAAAGGUAGUUAACACACUGACAAGCAAAACCAGUGUACAUGUAGAGCCAACAGAUGACCUAUAUUUGAACCAAAUUUACAGGCUGGAUGAGAACUAAUCAUAUUUGGGGGGAGUGGUUUUGUUUCUAUGUAAACUGAACACAAGUACAACAGAAAUUUUUUCCAACAUACUUCUCUAUUUUUGCUCUGAUGUGCAACUUGGAGUUACAUGAUUCAAGUUUCUUGAGGUAAAGCCGAAGUGCACUCAGAGCUGUUGACCAGGAUUCCUGCAGUUGCAGGAACUUGCUGGUGGAAGAGUCUGCCUAUGCAAAAAGCAUUAAUCCUCUGGUUUUGCAUUUGAGAGAAAAUCUGUGGAAGAUACUGUUUUCCUUGAGAAAGUCACUUUUCUCUGCUGUGUGUAACUACUUGAAAUUCUAACUAUUUCAUAUGCCACAGGCAGUAUUGUUCCUGCCUCUUCUUCCAGUCAAGGUUGAGGAGAGGUUGGGGAGGAGCCUUACUGACUUGAGAAGCGGGAGAGAAAACCUCCCUCCUCAGCCCCACACCUCAAGCAAUGGAGGGAAUUAUCUGCUGUCAGUAAUCCAGUUUUUGUGAAUUUCAUGCACAUGCAACAACACACACAGAGUGACUCUUUUAUCAGCUGUAUAUUGGUGUUUAAUAUGGAGAAUGAUUGUCUUCCGAGUUUUUUUUUUUUUAAACUGUGUUAAAGUACUUGAAAUGUAUUGACUGCUGACUCUCUGUCAUAAACAAAAUAUUUGAGUUGUAUUACAGAGGUUGACAUUGUUCAGGGAUGGGACAAAGUGUUCUUCAGUCUUUUUCAUACCACUUACAUGAUUUUGGUGUAGGAACCUGGGAUUUUCUUAUUUAUGUUCCAUGGUAGCUCACAUCUGCUCUCGCAGUGUGAGCUGGGGGCCCAGUGGUACGAGAGGCUGAACACAAUCAAGUGAUGACAGCACUUCCCUGAGGGAUCUGGGGAUAUUUGAAUGGUGACUUCAUUGAGCACCUUCACAGCCUGAAAUCUUAAAAAUCAGCUUAUAAUGUAUGCUGAUCAGUCAAGUUGUGUUUUGACCAGAGAUUUGGGUAUAUCUUGUUUCUUGGCUCAUUUAUUUGUGCUCUAUGGGUACAUACAAAAAUUCUGAAUUUAAUUUCCUAGGUAAAUAUUGCAACUCAGGGUUAAAGUCACCCAGUGAACUUUUAGAGCCAGAAGUAACUUUGUCCCAGUCCUACAAUGUGACAAGAAUGAACGGCUGCCUCUGUUAGCCAUUUUCAUGGCUGGUACAUAUCCAUACACAUUACUUUUCAGAAUCAAUACGCACUUUCAGAUAUUCUUAUUUUUAUUCUCUUAAGUCUUUAUUAACUUUGGAGAAAUGAUGCAUCUUUUUAUUUUAAAUGAAGUAGAUCAACAUGGUGGAACAAAAUGAUAAAGAACAGAAAACAUUUCAAUACAUUACUAAUAAUUUUUUCCAAUAUAAAAACUAAAAUUCCUAUAACAUUAUAGUAUUUUACAGUUUUAUGAAGCUUUCUAUUGUGACUUUUAUGGAAUUAAGAGAUGAAGAAGAUGAGAUAUUUUAGCAUUUAUAUUUUUCAAAAUUAAAUGUAUACUUAAAAUAAAGUAACUUUAUGCAUUUA